Molecule: messenger RNA, 1303 nt
Organism: Tribolium madens (black flour beetle)
Lineage: Eukaryota; Metazoa; Arthropoda; Insecta; Coleoptera; Tenebrionidae
Exons: 1
Coding region: 30-1250 (406 amino acids)
Source: RefSeq, a predicted model, not a curated record
AAAUCUGUUCUGAAUUUUAGUCCCGCAAAAUGUCCCCAACUCUAUCACUUCUGAGUCGCGAAGACUGCGAAAAAAUCCUUCACCGAAGUGUUGACUCUGGCCAACUCCUGUCGUACAAAAUCCGAAAAUUCCACGACGAUGUUGCGGGAUUUUUGGGUGAACACUACCAACUUACCCUCAAAUACAACACAAAAAAUACCACAAAUCAGUCAACUUACUUUAUCAAAGCUCUCCCAUUGGGCAAUCUCAACCAGCUCGACUACGUCCAAGAAUCAGGAAUUUUCCGAAAAGAAGUGAUUCUGUAUCAAAAUCUCUUAACUGAGCUCAUCAAAAUUGGAAAUUUUGGGCCCAAAUGCUACUUUAUUAAAGACAGUUGCAUCGUUUUGGAGGAUAUGAAAGCCAAAGGUUUUGAAAUGAUGCCAAAAGAGGAAUAUCUUGACGAUUUACAUUGCAUCGCAAUGUUGAAAACACUGGCAAAAUACCACUCUUCGACAAUUAUUUACGAAAGGAAAAGAAACAUCAAGUUGGACGAAAAAUUUCAAGAGGAGAUAAAAGAGACUUGUUUUUCGUUCAUUGAGGGCCAGCCGAGGCACAAGUGGUGUGUCUGUGUCACUAAAUGUGUGAACGAUUUAAUUAAAUUACUACCAAUUGAGAACUGUGAUGCGAUUUGUGCCAAAUUUGAGAAAUUUGUCUUCGAAAAAAUGCCCCAAAUGCUCGCUCCCUCGAAACAAUUUACUAAUGUCCUAACACAUGAUGACUUGUGGUGUAACAACUUAUUAUUUAACGAUAAACCAGAAUGUGUUUUUGUCGAUUUCCAACUAGCGAGGUAUACGCCCCCGGCCCUUGACUUCCUCAUCAGUUUGUUUCUGAAUCUUCAAUACUCACACGUCGAGGAAAAUUUAAGUAAGUUUGUGGACAUUUACUACUCGUUUCUUGUGGAAGCGCUGAAGAAAAAUAAUUUGGACGAAAGGGAAUUGUCUAGACGAGAGUUUGACGAAACUUUAGGUUUUUAUAAAUUGGCUGCACUGACUGAAACUGCCAUGUAUGCGACUCAUAUUUACGUUUCCGAGAAAUUAUCAAACGAAAUUGUAGCCGAUUUCCACAGUUAUAACGAAUUUUCGUUCAUUAAUCGGAGCAAAUUCGCUGUUAAAGAAUUUCAAGAUAAUUCGCAAUACCGGGACCGCCUUUGUGGGAUUUUAAAACCACUAGUGGAGGAAUUAAAUGGCGCGCCACCAUGCCGCGACUUAUAAUUAACCAAUAAGAAAAGAGUUAUGAAAUAAAUGUUUUAUUUAGUCUUUUUUGA